AUGCCAGAAACAGUUCUGAUCCCCGCCGCCACUGCCCGUCGCUUCGGCACCGACGUCCUCGUCCACGGCAGCCUGUCGCAGAACCACGCCCAGAUCGUCGCCGACGCCCUGGUGCUCGCCGACCUGCGCGGCGUCGACACGCACGGCCUGAACCGGCUGCCGGGGUAUCUGGCGCGGAUUCGCUCAGGGGCGUUGAAUCCCUCGCCAGAGCUGCGGUUCGAGCAGCGCAGUCCUGUCUGCGCGUUGCUGGACGCGCAGCACACGUUCGGCUUCCUCGCCGCCCAUGCGGCGGUCGAGCGCGCGCUGGAGAUGGCAGCGACGUUCGGCGUGGGUAUCGUCGCCGUCAAGAACAGCGGGCACUACGGCAUGGCGGCCACGUAUCUCCUGCAGGCGAUCGAGGCUACGGAGCGAUGGCGUUCACCAAUGCUUCGCGCAAGAACGACAGACCCCAACCGGGCUCUCGAAGGCGUCGUCCUACCGAUCGGGGGCCCUAAGGGCUCCGGGCUGGCGAUGAUGAUGGACAUCUUCGGCGGGCUCAUCACGGGGGCGUCGUUCGCAGGCGGCGUGCACGACCAGUACAAGGAGGUCGACCAGCCGCAGGGCGUGGGCCAAUGGUUUCUGGUCUUCAAGCCGGAUCUGUUCCUCGACUCGCGGGACGAGUAUCGCGAAAGGAUGGAUACGCUGUUUUCGGCAGUCCGCUCUAGCCAGCCCGCUGCGGGCGUCGACCGGAUCUACACGCCCGGCGAGAUCGAGGAGGCGGAACGGCAGAAGCGUGAGCGUGAUGGAAUACCAUUUACGCGGGCAGAGAUCGACGCGCUGCACCGGCUGGCGGAGGAAUGGGGGAGCGCGAUGAGAUGUCCUCAUUCACUCCAUAUACCUAUCAACGAGGAAAGCAACCUGGUCAUGUCAUUUUUAUCUUUUUUGGACGAGGACGAGUAA
Rasamsonia emersonii CBS 393.64 is the source of this 939-nucleotide messenger RNA. Its product is annotated as Malate/L-lactate dehydrogenase. The transcript is spliced from 5 exons. Bases 1 to 939 code for a protein of 312 amino acids. The record is from RefSeq and is a predicted model, not a curated record. Gene Ontology annotation, molecular function: oxidoreductase activity. Lineage: Eukaryota; Fungi; Ascomycota; Eurotiomycetes; Eurotiales; Trichocomaceae.